UGCAGCCUGUCUUGGUAGGACAGUUCUGCUGUCAUAAUGGCCAGCAUUAGUAUGGGACUAUGCAUGAAGAAGAAGCUGUAGCAUUGAAGCAGGUUUCCUUUUUUAGUCCUUAUGGAUGCUAUGAGCACCAGGAAUCACCAUUGUAUUUUUACAUCAAGAUCCUUUUUGUUGUUUUGCUGCCAAGUAGCAGGACACUGACCCCUGCAGCAUGCUGACUCAGCAGCGGUCACAGCGCACUGAGAUCCCAGCUGCAGAUUCAACGGGUUCCUUUAACCGAAGAAGGCGAAAUUCCAUAUUUGUCACUGUGACCCUUUUCAUUGUCUCCACUUUAAUUUUAACGGUGGGUCUGGCAGCAACCACUAGAACAGAGAAUGUCACAGUAGGAGGUUACUAUCCAGGUGUAAUUCUUGGAUUUGGAUCCAUACUUGGAAUCAUUGGAUCAAAUUUAAUAGAAAAUAAAAGACAGAUGCUUGUUGCAUCUAUAGUUUUUAUCAGUUUUGGAGUGAUUGCGGCUUUUUGCUGUGCCAUUGUGGAUGGUGUUUUUGCUGCCAGACAUCUAGAUCUCAGACCUAUCUAUGCAGGCAAAUGUCGAUACUUUACCUCUUCAGAUGAGGAUCGCUCCACUGACACUACUGAGGUGAUGUGCCAGAUGCCAACUCGAGGAUCUUGUUCACUGAAAGUAAAAAGCAACACCUGUUAUUGCUGUGAACUAUAUAACUGUGGGAGGGCUGGAAUUACAGGACUGUACUAUGAGUAUAUUGAUGUAAAAAGCUGCCAAGAUGUUAUACAUCUUUACCACUUGUUGUGGUCAGUUACUAUACUGAACAUAGUGGGUUUAUUCUUGGGUAUUAUAACAGCUGCAGUACUUGGAGGAUUCAAAGACAUGAAUCCUAGUAUUCCUGCCAUUAGUUGUAUUGUUGAGACCCCACGCCCUACAGUGCAAUACAACACAAGACCACCAGUGCCGUCUUACAAUACCUAUUACCACAGCACUCCGCACCUGCCACCUUAUACUGCCUACGACUUACAGCAUUCCAACGUAUUUCCAGCUUCUACACCGUCUGGCUUGUCAGAUGAUCCUAAUUCAACAUCACAAUCCGGUUCCAGCUUCAUGUGGCCAUCCGGUGCUCCACCGCGCUAUUCUCCACCUUAUUUUCCACCAGAUGAAAAGCCUCCACCUUACACCCCAUGAUCUUCACACGUAUGGAGCCUUGUCUCCUUAGCAGAAAUUUUAGGCCAAACGCCUGCCACAUACUAUGAACUUUUAUAACUUCAUGGUAUGCAUUUAGGAUACCUGUGUGGACUGGAUGACAGGUGUUGGCUGGGUAAAAUGUGUAUAUAUGUGUGCAAGGCACCUAAGAUAUACAACAGUGACUUUUUCACUUCUGCCAAAUUCAAAAUGCACAUGAUCAGCUUUACAUGGAUGUACUGAAAUGGAAAAGUUCAUUGGAUGGUGCAUUCAUUUCAUUGUUGCACUAGUGCUUCUUUUGUAGUGUGUGUGUGUGUGUGUGUACUUUAUGUUAUUCUGUGUAGUAAUACAUGUUUCUUCCUCCUCCACUGGGUGGAAAACUACUCCAUGGGAAACCAUGCUGACUCCAGCUGUCUUUGGCUCAUGCUUCUCCUUUUCAAUCAAAGCACCAGCAAUGCAAAAGACACAGUGGAGAAAUUGGAGACAUCCAAGCUUUAGUGUUCAAUAUAAAUUGAGGAAUCCUCUGAAUGUAAUUUUUUUUCUUUCAACAUACCAUUAAAGUAAACUUACGAAAUGAACUGUUUACAUCAAAAUCCAGGGAAACGAUCUCUACAUCAAGGACUGAGUAGCUGGGAGUGUCUCAUUUUAUCAUGCAACAUUGGUGCCGCUCAACUGUACCAUGAGUUUAUGAUGAGAUCACUAUGUUACUUCAAAAUAAAGUCUUAGGUGCGGAAGCACU
Messenger RNA from Nanorana parkeri, 1928 nucleotides. It is a transcript of the gene TMEM255A, whose product is annotated as transmembrane protein 255A. The transcript has 9 exons. Bases 209 to 1192 code for a protein of 327 amino acids. The record is from RefSeq and is a predicted model, not a curated record. Lineage: Eukaryota; Metazoa; Chordata; Amphibia; Anura; Dicroglossidae.